Molecule: messenger RNA, 942 nt
Organism: Aphanomyces astaci
Lineage: Eukaryota; Oomycota; Saprolegniomycetes; Saprolegniales; Verrucalvaceae
Exons: 2
Coding region: 47-904 (285 amino acids)
Source: RefSeq, a predicted model, not a curated record
GACGUGUCGUCAGCUCCCUUCACUUUGACAGCCUUCGUCCGCCAUCAUGGGGCUGGUCACGAGCUAUUGCUGCGCGCCCGACGACGAGCCGCAUCUGUUUCGACGCAAACGUCCGGCAUUGGACAAGAAUGCCCGGGUGAUCCGCAUCGUGCUGGAGAAAGCGACGGACCUCCCGGCGUCAGAUCUGGAAGCGUUGGGCGGCAAGAGCGACCCGUACGUGUCGUUCCAGUUUGGCAAGCAGCGUCGACGCACCGACGUCAUCGACAACACUCUCAACCCGGUGUGGAAGCACCAGGAGUACGAGUUUGUCGUGUCGGACAUUGAAGUGGCGCAGCACAAGGUGCUCAAAAUCCGCGUGAUGGACUACGACGCCGCGUCGGCCGACGAUCUGCUCGGAGACCUCGAGUUCGACAUGACCCAGUGGGACGGGGCCACGCGCCUCGCCGACGCCAAGUUGCAGCCGUAUGCUCUCCGAACGCCGUCGUCGUUCGACUUCCAAAACGUCGCGCCCCACGUGCACAUGUCCAUCUGCUUCCUCUCUCCGUGGGAGGCGGCUGCGCGGCUGACGGAAGAGAUCUGGGAGAACGAGCGCUGGCUCACGACCACCCAAUCUUGGUCCAAGAACAACUUGACGUACGGAGACAAGCACGCGUGGACGUCCAGCAACGGCAAGCAGGCCGGCGCGGCGUUCAAGGAUGCUCUUCCCGACAUCCCCGACGGGUAUACGCAGGCUGGGCAGUGGCAGUUUGACAUUUCGCACGGAGACAGCAACGGAUGGGUGUAUGCGACGACGUUUUCAGGCCCGUGGCGCAAAGAGCGAGGCGCGCUGCACCGCGUGCGGCGCCGAUUGUGGGUGAACCACUACAACCGGAACCCCGAAACGGUGGCCCCUGCUGCGUUUUAACGACGUCGACUACUAUAAUUGCAUGGAUUGGGUGGAUU